GAUCGAGGUAAAAAGGCAGCGAAGAGUCCCGGGAUGGUGGAGAGCACUUUUGGGAAGCCGCCACUCCACGACUCGGGCUGGCCGGGCUGAGCUGGUGGAGAGGGAGCGAGGGCUGCGGGAGGCGGCUCGGCGCGAGCUUGACCUUCCCGGGACGCCCAGCUGUUCCACCGCGGACCCCAGAAGAGACCCCCGGGGGCUCUCACUGCAGUCAGGAGGGCGGACGAACAGGCGGGUGGGCAGUGCGCCCCUGGCGCGGGAGGCUCUGAGGCCCUGGGAGCCCCGCGUGCCUAGCUAGGCGUCACGAUGCAUGCCCUCUCUGGAUUCUCCCUGGUCAGCCUGCUCAGCUUGGGCUACCUGUCCUGGGAUUGGGCCAAGCCCGGCCUCGUGGCCGAUGGGCCUGCGGAAGCCAGCGAUCAACCUUCGGCAGCUCCACCGCAGCCUCCUCACAUCAUCUUCAUCCUCACCGAUGACCAAGGGUACCACGACGUGGGCUACCACGGCUCAGAUAUCGAGACCCCAACGCUGGACCGGCUGGCAGCUGAGGGUGUCAAGCUGGAGAACUAUUACAUCCAACCCAUAUGUACACCUUCUCGGAGCCAGCUCCUCACUGGCAGGUACCAGAUCCACACAGGAUUGCAACACUCCAUCAUCCGCCCACGGCAGCCCAACUGCCUGCCCCUGGACCAGGUAACACUGCCCCAGAAGCUGCAGGAAGCAGGAUAUUCCACCCACAUGGUGGGCAAGUGGCAUCUGGGCUUCUACAGGAAGGAGUGUUUGCCAACCCGCAGGGGCUUUGACACCUUCUUGGGCUCCCUCACAGGCAAUGUGGACUACUACACCUAUGACAACUGUGACGGCCCAGGGGUCUGUGGCUUCGACCUGCAUGAAGGCGAGAGCGUGGCUUGGGGCCUCAGUGGCCAGUACUCCACCCUGCUCUACGCUCAGCGUGCCAGCCACAUCCUUGCCAGCCAUAGCCCUCAGAAACCCCUGUUCCUCUACGUGGCCUUCCAGGCAGUACACACACCCCUACAGUCACCUCGAGAGUACCUGUACCGCUAUCGCACGAUGGGCAAUGUAGCGCGGCGCAAGUACGCGGCCAUGGUGACCUGCAUGGACGAGGCUGUUCGCAACAUCACCUGGGCCCUCAAGCGCUAUGGUUUCUAUAACAACAGCGUCAUUAUCUUCUCCAGUGACAACGGUGGCCAGACUUUCUCAGGAGGUAGCAACUGGCCCCUUCGAGGACGCAAGGGUACUUACUGGGAAGGCGGUGUGAGGGGCCUGGGUUUCGUCCACAGCCCCCUGCUCAAGAAAAAGAGACGGACGAGUCGGGCCCUGGUGCAUAUCACAGACUGGUACCCAACACUGGUGGGUCUGGCGGGUGGUACUACCUCGGCAGCUGACGGACUGGAUGGUUACGAUGUGUGGCCAGCCAUCAGUGAGGGCCGGGCCUCACCACGUACGGAGAUCCUACACAACAUCGACCCCCUCUACAACCAUGCCCAGCACGGCUCCUUGGAAGGUGGAUUUGGCAUCUGGAAUACAGCUGUGCAGGCUGCUAUCCGGGUGGGAGAGUGGAAGCUGCUCACUGGAGACCCAGGCUAUGGUGACUGGAUCCCACCACAGACACUGGCCUCCUUCCCUGGCAGCUGGUGGAACCUAGAGCGGAUGGCCAGCAUCCGCCAGGCUGUGUGGCUCUUUAACAUCAGUGCUGACCCUUAUGAGAGAGAGGACCUGGCUGGCCAGCGCCCUGACGUUGUCCGCACCCUGCUGGCUCGCCUUGCUGAUUAUAACCGGACUGCCAUCCCUGUGCGUUACCCAGCUGCGAACCCUCGGGCCCACCCUGACUUUAAUGGGGGUGCUUGGGGACCAUGGGCCACGGAUGAGGAAGAAGAGGAGGAGGAGGAGGAAGGCAGGGCUCGAAGUUUCUCCCGGGGUCGCCGCAAGAAGAAAUGCAAGAUUUGCAAGCUUCGAUCUUUUUUCCGGAAACUCAAUACCAGGCUGAUGUCCCACCGGAUCUGAUGGCUGGGGGUAGCAGGGAAUCUCAGCUCCUCCUAAGAUACUGUCCCAUUGCUGCUUCUCAGGGAGAAGGUCAAGUCUCCUCUGCAGCCAUGUGGAGGGAGGGCACAGAAAGGGCUGAAUCAUGUGGGGCUUGGGGGAGGGCACCAACCCGGCUGGGAUGCCUGGGUCCCAGUCCUGCCUCUCUCCUGAUGUGUUUGUUCUGUGACCUAAGGUUACCUAUAGCAGCCUUCUGCCUCAGUCUCCUCACCUCUAAGAUGAGCUCUGGUAACUUUAUGGCUCCAGUGUAUACAUGUGACUGGGCUCAUGGCAGAGUUCCUUGCUGAUCUUGUCCCCUUCCGAAUGAUGUGAGUCCGUGACUUCUUUCCAGGUCUCUGUGGUGCUCUUGGACAUCGGCUGGAGAAUAGCCAGCUGCUCUGUUAAAGGACCCGAUGAGGAUGGAGAGUUUAGGGUAUGAGAAUCUUUACAUUCCCAGAGCCCCCAGAUGUGGGAGCUAGUGGA
Molecule: messenger RNA, 2517 nt
Organism: Microtus oregoni (creeping vole)
Lineage: Eukaryota; Metazoa; Chordata; Mammalia; Rodentia; Cricetidae
Product: arylsulfatase I
Exons: 2
Coding region: 304-2019 (571 amino acids)
Source: RefSeq, a predicted model, not a curated record